AUGGGAUCAAAAAAUGUCACCCACCUUUUCCUCGUCAUCUUCCUUAUUUCAUCUCAGUUUUAUUGUUGUUUCUCUGCACAAACUUGGAUCAGAGCUGGUUACUGGUAUGUCGAUAGCGAGUCCCCGAUACCUGACAUAAAUUCUGCCUUGUUCACUCAUCUUAUUUGUGCCUAUGCUGAUCUAAAUUCCUCCACCUACCAGCUCUCCAUCCCUUCCUCUCAGGAGCCAUCCUUCUCCAGCUUCACCGGUAUCGUUAAGCGCAAAAACCCAUCAGUCAUAACACUCCUGUCCAUCUGGAAUGGACUAGCUGCAACAAAUCAAUCAAUUUUGGGUGAGAAAGCUAACUAUUCAGUCUUGUCCUCAAUGGCCAGCAAACCUUCCAACAGAAAGUCUUUCAUUGAGUCUUCAAUCAAAACAGCAAGGCUUUAUGGCUUUCAAGGUAUAGACUUGCUUUGGCUUUGGCCUAGGACAACCUCUGAUAUGAUCAACAUGGGAAAGCUAUUGGAUGAGUGGGGGGCUGCUGUGAAUUCUGAGUCAAGAAACUCUAGUGAUCAGUCACGCUUGAUAUUGACAAUGGCGGUUCGUUAUCUGCCUGCUUUCGAAUCAUUGAGUUACCCGAUUGAAUCUAUGAAGAGGAAUUUGGAUUGGGCACAUGUUGUGGCAUAUGACUAUCAUCUACCUGCUAAGGAGAAUAUUACUGGUGCUCAUGCUGCUUUAUAUGACCCGUCAAGCCAUGUUAACACCAACAAUGGUAUAAAGCAAUGGCUAAACAACUCAUUUCCUGCUAGCAAACUGGUUUUGGGUUUGCCUUACCAUGGCUAUGCGUGGACACUUGUGAACCCCAAAGAAAAUAAUGGAAUUGGGGCACCUGCAGCCGGAAAAGCUGAGACGAAAGAUGGAUCCAUGAGCUAUAAAUACAUCAAGUGGUACAUUAGAAGCUACGGAGUUCCCAUAUUGUAUAAUGCUACUUAUGUUGUGAAUUAUUGUAUCAUAGGAUCGAAUUGGAUUGGUUUUGAUGAUUUGGAAGCUGUCAGAACUAAGAUUGCAUAUGUCAAGGAGAAGAAGCUACUUGGUACCAUUGUGUUUCAAGUCAACAAUGAUGACGAUUGGGCGCUUUCUCGGGCAGUUCAAGAGGAAGAAAAUGAUCAAGAAAACAAGCGGCGGUUAUUGCUUAUAGUUUUGCUUCCAAUUACUUUGAUCAUAAUCCUCAUAGCCUUCGUGGUGUGUUACUUACAAAGAAAAUUGUUGAAGACAAAAGGGAUGAUUAUUCUUGGGAAUUCAAGGUCUACUAAUACAUCAGAUCUUAACAGUGAUCCUCCAACUCUGCAAGCAUUCAGCUUUUCCAAUAUCAAAGCAGCAACAAAUAACUUCUCAAGUGAAAACAAGCUUGGAGAGGGAGGGUUUGGUCCUGUUUACAUGGGUAAAUUGCGAGGAGGACAGGAAAUCGCAGUGAAAAGACUUUCAAAAACGUCAACUCAAGGACUUGAGGAAUUUAGAAAUGAGGUUACACUUACUGCAAGACUACAACAUGUAAAUCUAGUUCGAGUUCUUGGAUUUUGCACUGAGAAGGAAGAAAAAAUGCUGAUCUACGAGCACAUGCCCAACAAAAGCUUGGACUUCUACCUUUUUGAUCCUAUCAGACGGUAUCUUCUAGACUGGACAAAGCGUGUGCACAUCAUUGAAGGGGUUACCCAAGGACUCCUAUAUCUUCAAGAAUACUCCAAUUUUACAAUUAUUCACCGAGAUCUGAAAGGUAGCAACAUUUUACUUGACCACGAAAUGAAUGCUAAGAUAUCAGAUUUUGGAAUGGCUAAACUUUUCAGAAAAGAUGAACUUGAAGCGAACACAAGCCGGAUUGUUGGAACAUAUGGCUAUGUUCCUCCUGAAUAUGUAAGAAAAGGUAUAUACUCUACGAAGUACGACGUCUACAGCUUUGGGGUUCUACUUUUACAAAUGAUUAGUGGAAGGAGGAGCACAUGUUACUAUGGUCCGGACGAAAACUUGCACCUCUUGCAAUAUGCAUAUCAAUCAUGGAAAGAGGACAAAGGAAGAGAAUUUAUUGAUCCAUUACUGGAUGAUUCUUCUUCUUCUUGUAAAUUAUCGAGAUGCUUGCAAGUAGCUCUAUUAUGUGUCCAGGAAAAUCCGGAGGAUAGGCCUACAAUGUUGGAAGUUUGUUCCAUGCUCAAAACUGAUACCGAACCCAUUCCCACUCCUACAAAGAUGGCUUUCUCAGGAAAUAGAAGUAUGGAAAACAUAUCUACAUCGCAGAAAGGAAGUUGUUCAAUUAAUGAUGCAGAAAUUUCCGAAUUGCAACCCCGAUGA
This is a messenger RNA of Prunus armeniaca (apricot), 2322 nucleotides long. Lineage: Eukaryota; Viridiplantae; Streptophyta; Magnoliopsida; Rosales; Rosaceae. The record is from the annotation of a GenBank genome assembly.